Messenger RNA from Entrophospora sp. SA101, 238 nucleotides. The record is from the annotation of a GenBank genome assembly. Lineage: Eukaryota; Fungi; Glomeromycota; Glomeromycetes; Entrophosporales; Entrophosporaceae.
AUGGUCACUCUUGCUGAAAAACUCCGUGGUCUCACGGAAGCCUAUAAGGAGGAACUUCUAACAAAAAAACAAUAUGAUAAAAUGCAUGCCGAAAUACUAAAACAAUAUUGUAAAUUUUCAGGAACAUCAAUGACGGUAGACAAAUCGCGAGAACCAUUCUGGAGAAGAAUCUUUAAUGAAGCAGUUCGACUCUCUAAGUUCACCUUGCGAACUCUGCUUAUGCCAAUCGUUAGUGCAU